This is a messenger RNA of Fonticula alba, 1502 nucleotides long. RefSeq lists its product as hypothetical. NCBI's taxonomy places the organism in Eukaryota, Rotosphaerida, Fonticulaceae. Bases 783 to 1130 code for a protein of 115 amino acids. The record is from RefSeq and is a predicted model, not a curated record. The transcript is spliced from 2 exons.
CUGGCCCCCUUACAACUCAGAGCUGAUCCCUUGCUCGACGCGAGCCAAUGCAGGCUGUUGACUUCAGUUGGCCGUAUCCACCAGGAUGGAGAUAAUGCCCGACUCGCGAGCCAGCCCGCAUCCCUGCUUCAUUCUAUCAUACCGAAGAACAUCCCCACUGGAGCCGCGCUCGGAGGACCUGACGAAGCGUUGCCUCUUCCGGAGAGGAGAGAAGCAGGGCCACCAACUUUGUAGCCUACCCGCUGGCUGCCCGGCGAUGUCCACCGAGAAGAGAGGCAAUCCCUCAUCGCGAAAGCACACCGCCAGCGUAUCCCAGUGUCCGGGAAAUAUUCCCCCCUGGGCCCGGGUGCUGGACUGAAUCGUGUUUCGGAUGGUUCGCCUGAUCUCGGGCGUUGGCUGCGCGGUGCCUGAGAGGGGUUUUUUCGAAGCCGAUUGAUGACGCUGGCUUUCAGUCUCCGAGAGAGGAGCGCGGUGCUCGCGCCCGCGUCGUGUGCAAGUACGUCGCCUUGCUGUCGAAUCGCUGUGUCGCUCAGAGCGCCUGGAUAAAAGCCUCAUAGGCCAGUGGGCAAUCACCCGUCUGGCAUUCGCCCUCGACGGGGCCCCAGCAACGCAGGAGGCCCAGGCACGCCCGCUGCGCCGCCGCUCGUCGUCCUCGGCCCCGCAGCCAACAAUAAACUCCGGAGGUGUCGGUCUGGCCGGGGCUGGCUGCGGGGGAGAGAGGGAGAGAAAGAACGAAGGGGGAGGCGGAGCACGGCCGGGGAGCUGGCCCCCGGCGUUUGGACAUGCUAGAGGGCGGCGCUAAGGGACGGGGGGUGGAUUUCAUGCAAAAGGACGGCCUGAAAAGAUGGUACCUUGCCGGGAAUCGCACUCCCCGCCCCUGGCUUGCCCCGCGAUUCCAGCCUCCGGGGAAAUGCCACCCACAAUGCCGAGCACCUCGCAAUGUCCCUGCGCGCCAUUGUGCCAGGGGGUGGUCCUCUCUCCCAACGAGCCUGGUGUCGAGGGACCUCCUCAAAUCCCCGCAACCCUGGCGCCUGCCCUGGCCUCUUUGCCACGCAGGUCAUAUCCUAGCCGAACCCCCGCCGAAGGGCCUGGAGGAUCGGGCGUUUAGCUCGUUCCGGGGCCUAAGAUGAGAAAGCACAAAUCCCCUGGGGCCCGGUGAAAAUUAGCUCCUUGGCAUGGUCGCCUCCUGCCGGUGCCUCCCGAGGCGCCAUCGCGCCGAAGGGGCUCGGCACUUUGCAGCCAAGGAACCUCUCCGCCAGAAGAAUCCAUGUCUUCCUGCUGGUCGUUCGCCCGGUGGAGGCGACCCUCCGAGCCGGAUACCGCCGUCGUGCUCGGAUCUCAGUCCGCCUGACGAGGAGAUGAGUCGCCCACCACAGGGCCUCUUCAGCGCGGUGCGCUGCCGGCAUCAGAUCCGCCCUCCUCGGGGAUAACCGCCCUGGUUGGGCCUCUCCGCCGCGGAGGGAGGGUUUUUGGGGGGGGACGGGAGGGGGGCGGGGGGGGAG